AUGGCGGGAUCAAUGGUUACAGUACCAAUCAAUCACUUGGAAAUGGAAAACCCUAAGCAUUCGCACUCGCAAAUCUCCCCAAUCAUAGAUCAAUGGCAAAUCCAAUAUGCACGCUUCAUUAACUGCAGCUCCUCCAAUGUCAGCCGCACUCGUUCUUCUCUCUCGCCCCUGGCCGCCGUCCAAAAGCAGCGCCUCCGUGGCGGCACGUGGAUUUCCUCCUCCUCGUUCACGGCCUGUCUCAAGCUUGUAUCAGAUCACUCUAACGGAUUUUCCGAUGCCAUUCUCUUGCUCUCUCUCCGAGCUAAAGUCCUCGUAAGUCCAAAAUCAGAUCGCGUAUUUGUACAGGAGGAGCAUUAUAUCUCAAAGCUUCAGUUCUCAUGGCCUCAAGUGUCAUGUGUAUCUGGAUUUCCUUCUCGUGGGAGCAGAGCUGUUUUCGUUAGUUACAAAGAUGGAGUAGGCCAGAUCCAGAAAUUUGCAAUCCGGUUUUUGAGCAGCUUUGAAGCUGAAAACUUCAUGAAUGUUUUAAAGGAAAUCUUGGAUAGUGCAAGUCAAGGGCUUCCAUGCGACUCUGACCUAUCUUAUCAAGAUGAGUCUGUACGUUCAAUUGGACCUGCAUACAGGCCCGAGGAAAACUGGCAGUAUACAACUUCUGCAGACACGAGUAUACAUCUGAUACCACCAAUUGAUGAGGCUCAAGAUUCAAAUCCACAGGAAAGUUCACAAAAUGUUGCUGAUGAAGAGCUACUUCCAGCUUUUCCUCCCAGUUUCACAUCAUUAUUGAUGAACCAUUGCCCUGCUGCCAACAAAGCAAAACCAGCAGAGACCGAGGAAGUUGAUCUUAAAACCCAAAUAAUGCAAUAUCUUGAAGGUUCUUCUUUCAAAGAUAUAGUGGAUACGGUAGAGAAUGUCAUCAAGGAAUUGGGAGAUGAUAUACUGCUCUAA
This is a messenger RNA of Fraxinus pennsylvanica, 942 nucleotides long. Lineage: Eukaryota; Viridiplantae; Streptophyta; Magnoliopsida; Lamiales; Oleaceae. The record is from the annotation of a GenBank genome assembly.